GACAAGGACUAAGCACAUCCCGGACCAGCAGGUGUUCCCAAUGGCGGAGCAGUUGGACCAACAAGUCACCACUUUGAUGCCUUUGGAAAAAAAUGGCAAGGAAGGAAGACAUUCCAUGAUCGCUGCAUGCUUUAAUUUUGUCAAUUCCAUCGUAGGAUCCGGUAUAAUAGGUUUACCAUAUGCAUUGAACCAAGCCGGGCUCCCGUGUGGCUUGUUGCUGCUGAUAAUGGUUGCUUUCGUCACAGACUACACCAUCAUCCUUCUCAUUCGAGGAGGCAACCUGUCAGGGACCGACAGCUACCAGGCCCUGGUCCGAAGCACGUUUGGUUUUCCAGGGUACUUCAUUUUAUCAGCGCUGCAAUUUCUCUACCCAUUCAUUGCUAUGAUCAGCUACAACAUCACAACUGGCGACACGCUGACAAAGGUCCUAGAAAGACUCCCUGGAGUCGGUCCAGAUCACAUCCUCGCCAACCGUCACUUUGUCAUCCUACUGACCACCCUCCUAUGCACGCUGCCCCUCUCGCUCUACCGCAAUAUCGAGAAACUGGGCAAGGUGUCCUUCAUGUCUGUGGUACUGACCAGUAUCAUCCUCAUCAUUGUAAUCAUCAGAGCCGCAACCUUGGGGCCACAAAUACCCCCGACACAGGAUGCGUGGGUGUUUGCAAGGCAGAAUGCCAUUCAAGCGGUCGGCGUCAUGUCUUUUGCGUUCAUCUGUCACCACAACAGCUUCCUCAUCUACGGUUCCCUGGCAGAGCCCACGCUGACCCACUGGACUCGGGUCACGCACAUCUCGGUGGGGACGUCGCUCGCCAUCAGCGCCGUGUUCGCACUGGGGGGCUACGUCACCUUCACGGGAUACACGCAAGGAGACAUAUUUGAGAACUUCUGCAGAGAUGACAUCCUGGCAGCGGUUGGACGCUUCUGCUUUGGCGUCAGCAUCAUCACCACCUUUCCACUGGAGUGUUUUGUUACUCGAGAGGUGGUGUCACAUGCUGUGGGCUGGCGGGAGCUGUCCGGACUGGAGCACACGUCUCUGACCGUCAUCAUAGUCGCGGCCUGCACAGCCAUCUCUCUGGCCUACGACUGUCUGGGAAUCGUCCUGGAACUGAACGGCGCGGUGAGCGCCACGCCGCUGAUCUUCAUCAUCCCCUCCGCCUGCUACCUCAAACUGUCCUCGGGUCGCCGGUACCACCGGGACCACUGGAUCCCCGCCUUGCUCAUUCUCGUGGGAGCCCUCGUCAUGGUCAGCAGUCUGACCCUGACCUUCCUCAACCCCCAGGACUGUUCUCACGGGGCCGACUUGUUCUACUGUGGGGGGGCUAAUGUCUCUGCCACACUACCACCUCUAUGAGUAUGACACGCCCCCUUGACACACGUGUAUAAUGUCUUAUAUUUAUCACCUUGUUUACUCCUUUAUGUUUACAUUUGAUGGAAGUGGAAGCGUGAAAGAAAUACACUAUAUUGCCAAAAGUACUUGGCCACCCAUCCAAAUGAUGAGAAUCAGGUGUCCUAAUCACUUAACCCGGUGUAUCAAAUCAAGCACUUAGGCAUGGAGGCCGCUCUCAGUGAUUUCCAGCGUGGAACUGUCAUAGGAUGCCACCUGUGCAACAAAUCCAGUCGUGAAA
Entelurus aequoreus (snake pipefish) is the source of this 1625-nucleotide messenger RNA. RefSeq names its product solute carrier family 38 member 11 (gene slc38a11). The transcript is spliced from 12 exons. The record is from RefSeq and is a predicted model, not a curated record. The coding region runs from base 41 to 1351 and encodes 436 amino acids. Gene Ontology annotation, biological process: amino acid transmembrane transport. Gene Ontology annotation, molecular function: amino acid transmembrane transporter activity. NCBI's taxonomy places the organism in Eukaryota, Metazoa, Chordata, Actinopteri, Syngnathiformes, Syngnathidae.